This is a messenger RNA of Tigriopus californicus, 696 nucleotides long. Its product is annotated as protein CutA homolog. Lineage: Eukaryota; Metazoa; Arthropoda; Copepoda; Harpacticoida; Harpacticidae. Gene Ontology annotation, molecular function: copper ion binding. Bases 110 to 622 code for a protein of 170 amino acids. The transcript has 3 exons. Gene Ontology annotation, biological process: response to metal ion. The record is from RefSeq and is a predicted model, not a curated record.
CAACGCUGAGCUGCUGGCAAUGCUGGCCUGUAGUCUAAAGAAUUUUUGCGUUAGUCGCUAGUAUUUCAGUUAUGAUUCGAAAGACCUUCUUUUUGCAAUUGCUCCGUCCAUGACCCGACUGCCAGUCAUUGUGGUAGCGCUCAGUGUAGCAAGUUAUAUGCUCUGGAGCUCAAUACCAAUUUGGCGAUCAGCCUGGUUUACCCCCAGGCUUUUUCCCAGUUGGAACAUUUGGAGCCAACGGCCUUUGGUGUCGACCACUGAAAAGAUGUCGCAAACCCACCCAUUCUCCAUGGUAUUCGUCACGGCUCCCAACCAAGAGGUGGCCCAAAAGAUCGCUCAAGGUGUAGUGACUCAGAAGUUGGCAGCUUGUGUCAACAUCCUUCCGGGCGUCACUUCUGUGUAUGAAUGGGAAGGUAAAAUAGAAACGGACACGGAGCUUCUGCUAAUGAUCAAGACUAGGAGCACCGUUGUCCCGGAGUUGACCGAGUUUGUCCAUCAGAACCACCCUUUCGACACGCCCGAAGUCAUCGCCACCUCCAUCGAACAGGGCAGUCAAAAGUAUUUAGAUUGGAUUGGAAAUACUGUCCCACAAAGAAUGGCUCAGAAAUUGGAGGAUAAAUAGAACUCUGAUAACGAUUUGCUUGUGACUAUCAACUUUCGGCGAAAACAAUGUUUUCGUGAUGAUCUUUCGGUUAA